Messenger RNA from Argentina anserina (silverweed cinquefoil), 657 nucleotides. RefSeq lists its product as uncharacterized. The coding region runs from base 104 to 532 and encodes 142 amino acids. The record is from RefSeq and is a predicted model, not a curated record. The transcript has a single exon. NCBI's taxonomy places the organism in Eukaryota, Viridiplantae, Streptophyta, Magnoliopsida, Rosales, Rosaceae.
AAGUAGCUCCUUUUCGUUUUUCAAAUCACACCAAUCUUCUUCUUCUAUUCUUCAUCAACAACAGCUAACAGCUUUACAAGAUACUCUCCCAGUCUCUACAACCAUGUUGGUUUCCACACUGGACUUGCUCACUCAGGCUGCUUCGAAUUCUUUCUACGUUUUCUGCUUCUGCAAUUUGAUCAUAGUCAUGGUCGUCGUGGGCUCCAAACCCGGGUCUUACUUUGAUCAGGAAAGUGAACUUCCUCACUCGAAGGUCACCUACACAAUUACAAAUGGUAAACAAGUUGAUCGUGAUGCUAAGUGUGAGCAGAAGGUUACGACCAGUUCAUCAUUUGUUGUGAGAAAUGAAGUUUCAAAUGCCAAGAACGAACUAGCAAUCCGUGACGAAGCUGGACUUGAUGAUCAGAUUGUUGACAGUAAGGAGUGUGAUAAUGAUGAUGAGCUGAGAAGAAGAGCUGAAGAAUUCAUCGAAAAAGUUAACAGGGGAUGGAGAGCAGAAUUGCUGAGAACGUCACAUUUGAUCAAUGCCUAAAAAGGCCUGCACUUCAGACUUGUAGCAACUUGGUUUUGAUGAUGUAGCUGAAAAUUUUGUAAUUAUAACUCUGAUGUGUUUGCUAUGUCUCUAUCUACUUAAAUAAAAUUCUAAUUCAAUCCUCA